Molecule: messenger RNA, 4641 nt
Organism: Cutaneotrichosporon oleaginosum
Lineage: Eukaryota; Fungi; Basidiomycota; Tremellomycetes; Trichosporonales; Trichosporonaceae
Biological process (GO): regulation of DNA-templated transcription
Molecular function (GO): sequence-specific DNA binding
Source: RefSeq, a predicted model, not a curated record
CAUCCACCCACUACUCGCCAUCCACCGCCUUCCCUCAGCCCGCGACACUUGAUUCAACCACUAUGGCGGGACGCGUUGCGCCAGUCCCGCCGUUCGUGGAUCUUCCGUCGUUGCCCCGCCCACAGGUGGUCGACGAGGGCGGGUUCGAGCUCACCGACGAGCAGAUCGAGGCGCUGGCUGCACAGGUCACUGGGGAUGACAAGCACGCAGACGAGGAAGAGGAGGAGAAGGAGGAACAUGAGUCUGCGCAUGUUUCUGUUGCCGAGGGUGACGAACCCGAAGCACGGCAGCCUCUGCUAGGCCUGGACCAAAGGUGAGUGUCCAGCAGAACACGUCCUCUCCUGUCGCCUGUCGCACGUCGUGGGUGCAAGUAUCCAGCCCGAAAUCUUGUGCUCCAGUACUCAAUCCUCCAAACUCGGCACCAUCACAUGCGGCAGCUCUUGCCGCUGAUCUUCACGCACCCGCCAGUACCCGCGCAUAACCGUCCGCGACUGAGGGUUGCAGGCAAGAAGGAGUUCGCGUUUCCAACUCCUCCGCCUCCACCUCAGCCUCUCCCGAGCGCCGAGUACCACGGGCCGAGCACCAAGAAGACUAAGAAGAAGGGCAAAGACAAGGAGAAGGAGGGCGAUGCGGACGACAAGGAAGAGAAGAGCGGGGAUGAGUCUGACGAACCUAAGAAGGGUCGGAAGAAGGAGCAGACAGCACCUGCGCACGAGAUUGAGUGCAUUGCCCGUGUCACGCUGCAAGUUGGUCCCAUGAGUUUUCCCAACACGGAGCUGUGGGUCGCCCGGUUCGUACCCCCGCGCCAGGGCUCUGCUGGAACAGUCCGUGGGCGGUUGAAAGGUAUGACGAUGGAGCCGCGCAAAAAAGAGCCCAAGCCCAAAGAGCCUAAAGAGAAGGUGCGCAAAGAGCGUGCGCUGCCGCGUAUGAGCAUAGAUGGUGGGGCUCCCAAGCGCCCACGAACCGAGAAACCAAAGCCCAAGCCCAGCGCACCUCUUGCCACACCGGCCUCCCCUGCGCCUGCCGCCGACGUGCCGCCUCGCUUUGCGUCUAGACAAGACAUCCCACAGGCACUCAUCCAAAGGGUCAACGCCGCUGCUACCCGACAUCCAUGGCUGAGCGUACUCAUCCACAAAGCCGCGCGCAGCGUUGCCAGCAAGGACGAGCUGGCCAAGCUAGGACGCGUCGUCGCUCGGCUUGGGCGCGGCGAGGAUGUCGGCGAGGGACCCGAGAUGCCUGGUGUGCCCGUGCGACCGCCCAUCGCUGCUGCCGGGCCAUCGCGGCCACCAGUCGGAGUUCCUAUGCGCCCGCCUGAUGCUGUGGCUGGACCGUCGAGGCCCCCUAUGCCUCCAGGAGCUCGUCCGCCCAUGGCUGGAGUUCGACCACCCCCUGUCGGUGGGUUUCGCCCGCCCAAUGCCGUCGCUGGACCUCCUCCGCGACCGGGUGCUCCACUCGCUCGGCCCCCGGCCACAGCUGCCAGUCCUCCGACACCUGGCGCUCCCGGUGCUAUCGCCCGCCCACCUGUUGGAACCGUGCGACCUCCGCCUCCAACAGGUGCAGUCCGCCCACCAGCAUCUGCCGUGAGACCAGCAGCUGUCGCUGCAUCCGCGAUGCCACGGCCACCACCAAUUGUACCCUCAGGGACCCCAGCUCCAGCGCCUGCGCUUCCAGCAGCUCCCACAUCGGCGUCCGCACCUGUAUCCGCGCCACCACCACCAGCUUCGGUCACUGACAAGCCGGAGGAUCCCGAUUCUGAUGUCGACAUGAGCGGUCGACCGCAAGUUGGAGGCGGGUUGGGUGACGAACCUGAGUCUGAUUCAGAUUGGGACGCUGGUUUCGAGAUGAAAGGCAGGCCACAGGUUGGUGGAGGCGAGGGCGAAGAGACACAUGACGACAACCGGGAGGCUUCAACGCCUGGCCAGCCCGCAAGUACGCCUGCGUCAGCUCCUGUCAUUGCCUCUCAGCCUGCUGAGACAGCGACUGCGUUAAUUCCGACAGCCAGUGCGCAGGUUCCUACCCGUCCGACUGUUACAACUAUCCCAGCGCCUACUGCUCCGGUAAUGGCGUCCUCCUUGCCUUCAGCCACAGCUUCAGCAAGCGCGCACCCCUCCACGCCUCGUCCAGCGCUCCCGAGUGGACCGCACCCUGUUCCUCCGAGUGCUGCUCGUCCGCCUGUCGCUGCUGGUGUUCCUCCACCCGGUAUGACCUCAGGUGGGAACGUGCGGUGGUUCCCAGUCGCAGGAUCUCCCAAAACUCCUAUAUCUAACCCCGCAACGACAGGCACACCGCGCGGCCCAAUCCGUGUCUCUGACCCUCGUUCACCUUCGGUACAAAUGGUGCCGCCCAGUACGCCCGUCGGCACGCAUCCACCACCGUUCCUUCUGGUUGCAUUCAAGGGACAAGAAACAGAGAAGUUCCUCCUCCCGCUUGGCCAGCACUCUUACCUCUCGCGCGUUGGAGGUGACUACAUCACCUCGCCACCGCCAACGCCAGCUGCUAUUGCGGCGCCAGUGGCCUCCACAACCGCGUCGGCGACAGUCGCCUCCUCUGUUGCGCAAGCCCCUGCGUCGACUCCGGCAGAAGUGACGCCCGUGCAGCCUUCAGCUGAGGUGGAGCAGCCUCCUGUGGAAGAGCCGCGGGGCAAGAAGCGCACGCGCGCCUCGAUAGCGAGAGCCGCACCCAAGCCGCCCACCAAGCCAGCACCCGCCCAGCCUGCCCCGACGCCCAAACAGGAGAAGGUGAAGGAGCCUACGCCGCCCCCUGUAGACCCGCUUGCGAACAUUCCGCCAAUGCCAGGCCAGCCCCCGGCGCCCGGUACCGUCUUGCUGUCCACAUACAUUCCAAUCGAACCGUAUAUCAAGCCCGACUGGCCUAAACUUGCUGAGCGGCUGCCCUUCCACAACCCUGCGUUCAUUGACAAGUUGAAGGUUGCGCCGAUGGAGGCCAAGACCGAGCCACUGUCACCGAAGAGAGCCCUCCGCCACGUCAGAGAAGACAAGCGUCCGCGCGAGUACCUCCUCAACGUGGCCGCUGAGGAGUGGCUCCCGGAAGGCCCGCUCGAGCCCGUCACGAUUCGACUUCUUGGCGUCGACGACCGCACGUGGGCGCGCAUGAAGAGCGUUGUGGAGCAGGUCGAGAAGACGGAGCUCGAGGCCAUGGUGCGUGCCGAGCCCAGGUUUGCGCCGGAGGUGGUCAAGGCCAUGGCAGAGGCGGAGGCUGCGAGGGCUGCACCGCCUGCGCCUGCACCCGCUCAUGUGCCAUUACCUAUACCUUCCCAACCUGCUGCGGCGGCGCAACCUGCAACCCCAGCAGCAGCUAUUAGCGCACCCAUAUCAGGAGCUCCAGCACCGCCAGUCGGCGCGGCGCCCCCUACUGCUGCACUGCCAACUGCGGCCGGUGCGGCUCCAAGCGCAAGUGCUCCUGCUUCCGUUGCCCAACCUGCCGCGCCUACUACUUCGACCACUCCCGGCCAAGUGCAACCACCUCCCAAAGCACCCACUGCAGUCACCAUCCCACCCCUGCCGCCACUAGUCCGCGAGACGUGGCUGGCCCGCAAGAAAUCGCUCUUCACUGACCUUCUCGCGCGCGUCGGCCUCCGUCGCUUCCCGCGCUUCCGCAUUGAGACCACAAACUCAACGCUGGUAGAUUUCACGACGGACAAGUGGGCGCCGCGUCCGUACCACCUGACCACGCGCCCGCUGUAUGCGCGGGACGCCGACUCGGACGACGAGCUCCCCGUGGUCCCACGCAGGGUCGAGCUCUCCCCCUCGCCCGAUCUGGAGGGCCACACCAAGAAGCGGCGCAAGGAGGUCAGCGCUGUGACCUUCGAGAUGCCGGUAUCGCUGGACGCGCUGGACGAGCGUGUCGAGGCUGGCGCGGCGCGCGGGCUGAGCAAGCGCGGACGGGCGAAGGGCGCUGCGGUCGUGCGCAAGUUCCCGCGCGGGACGGCCGGCGCGCCGUGCGAGGGCUGUGCCCGGCGCGGCCUCAAGGUCUGGCGCCGCGGCCCGAACGGGCGCGGAACACUGUGUAACGACUGCGGCGACAAGUUCUCGGCCGGAACGCUCGGCGAGCUGAAGGCCCCCGGCGCGGCUAGCCGGCGCGACUCGACGGGCACGCCCGGCGGGGACGACGUCAAGGUUGAGAGGGAGAGCGUGGCGCCUGAGGGCGAAGAGGAUAAGGACGAGGGAGAGCCGAAGGAUGGCAAGGCUGGCGGAGAUGGGGAGGCCAGCACUCGCAAUGGCAGGAGCGACGAUCCGAACGAGACACAAUCUCAUAAGGCGACUGGUGACGAUGUCGCUGAGCCCGACGCUGAGGCACCCGCCAAGUCGGCCGACCGCGCGGACAGUCCUGAGCAUGAGGCGACCAGUACGCCUGCACCGUCCACCAUGGUUGUAUCCGCCGCUGCGUCGGCCGUGUCGUCUCCUGACCCGCUUGCCCUCGUUGAUGACGACGCCGAUCUUGCAGGAGGCUCCUCUACUGAGGCAGCCGCACCCAGCGACGCCAUGGACAUCGAUCCGUAGCGAGUCGAGCUUGCCAUGUAACGUCUCAUGCCCAUUCAAUAUUGCUGAGCCUCGAGUAUCGUGGCACUUUGCCCUCUGACUCUUCUACUGAAGCAGUUAGUAAUGAUGCUCAGCUAACAGU